AUGAAGCUGCUAACACAUAAUUUUCUGUCUUCGGUGUUUUUGAAAGGUGUUACAGAAGGGUAUCCAUUGAUUUUGACAGCAACCAGGAAAGAAAUCAAACAACACGAUUAUAAUGAGCAGUUCAUACAAAGAACGGUCCAGAAGAUCAAUUAUGAUGCAUUUCGAACAGCAGCACUGGCUGUUGGUGAAGGUGAGAAACUACCGCAGGCAUUACCCGUAGCUUUGGAUGACGAGGAAUUAAAGAAUGAGUUACACCGUCUGCUGGUUUGCUUAGAAAUCAUCGAGGGAGAGCUGAAAUGCCCAGAAAGUGGAAGAGUGUUUCCUAUUCGAGAUGGCAUUCCAAACAUGCUUACCGAUGCUAAUGAGAUCAAGUGA
Molecule: messenger RNA, 375 nt
Organism: Thelazia callipaeda (thelaziosis nematode)
Lineage: Eukaryota; Metazoa; Nematoda; Chromadorea; Rhabditida; Thelaziidae
Source: the annotation of a GenBank genome assembly